Molecule: messenger RNA, 588 nt
Organism: Bombyx mori (domestic silkworm)
Lineage: Eukaryota; Metazoa; Arthropoda; Insecta; Lepidoptera; Bombycidae
Exons: 4
Coding region: 119-493 (124 amino acids)
Source: RefSeq, a predicted model, not a curated record
AUACAAAAUUUGAUUUAAAAAAGUCUAAAUAUGUUUGAAUUUAAGUUAAUUGAUGAUUUAAUCAUUAUGGCUAUGGCUUGUAUUAUGAAGUUUAGUGCAAUUGGGACCAAAUCAAAGAAUGUUUCGAAUUCAGAUUCGUGUAGUUGUCGCCGUGAUGAUAUUUUGCGGUUAUUUUUUUAUUUACGUCAUACGUUACAAUAUUAGUGUGCACAUCGUUGACAUGAUCCAGGUUUCUAAAAGAGAAGGUGGUAAUAAUUACAGUAGUUUAAUUAUUGGGAGGCAAAAUCGAAAAUCGGGAGUCAUAGACAUGAUGAAUUGGGAUGAUAUGAAAAUGGCUGUGAUUUUUUCUGCCUACCAUAUUGGUUAUUGCAUUUGCUUUCCAAUCUUCCAUAACCUUGGAGAUAGAAAUCACCCAAAGAGUAUUGUUAGAACGAAUCCGUCGACUAUGUCUAAUAUCACCGAAGUGGAGGAAGACGAGAUAGCGAAUACGUAAAGGAAUAAUUUCUGAAAAAAAGGAAGAAAAUGCUAAGUAUUAGUAUAGUGUACUGUUGGAAAAAAAAUUUGAUGUCAAUAAAACCGUGAGUUCUU